Molecule: messenger RNA, 945 nt
Organism: Cotesia congregata
Lineage: Eukaryota; Metazoa; Arthropoda; Insecta; Hymenoptera; Braconidae
Source: the annotation of a GenBank genome assembly
AUGUUUAUUAUAAUAAUCUUUUUCAAUGUAUUUAAGAUAUUAUUACUCCAACUACUGGUCGCAAUGACGUCAGCAGCAGUAAUAAGCGACAUUGGAGGGCUUUAUUUUUUAAACUCACCAAAACCAAACGAAGAUACUGAUUCACAAAACGGACGGGAUAUUGAUGGACUGUUCUCCUACAACAGCGAUAACUUUGCCAAUUAUCCGCAACGAAGCAAACGGGACGUUCAUCGAUCUUCAGAUAUCUAUCGUGAAAGUAAAAGCCUUCCAAUCGACAUUGAUCAAAUUUACGGUCAAAAGUUCCCAGUUACGGAGAUGGCGAACUCAAAAACUGACGAUUUGGAUGGACUUUAUUCUUAUAGCAAUCCUGAUGGCAUUAACUAUCCUCAUUACGCAAGAAAGCGCACCACUCGCCAGACUCCUGAUGUCAUCAGUGAACUUUCAAAGGAUAGAAACAGCGCACAAGACAAUGACCAACCUCAUGGUCAAAUGUCAUCAGUUUUUGUGGAACCGAAGAACGGUGAAGAUGAUGUGAACACACUUUAUAUUUACAACAAUGAUAAUGGUGACAAAUAUCCACUUGGAAGCAGGCAACGUUUUGUUUACGUCAACGCUUUUGGAGACGUCAAUGGAGCGAUCCACACUGAUUAUAUUCGGCGUAAAAACCUACAAGUCUUCAUCGAACAACUUAAAAACUUCAACAUUCCUGGAUUUGACGCCGUUAAAUUCUACAACGACGUAAUGGACUUUUAUCAUCGUUACGACCUUUUGCCUAUUCAUGUUCAAGUACAACCAGCAUUUGACCAAGAUUUCAUCGAUGUUGAAGGACUUUAUCAACAAAAUGGAAUUCCACGUGAUGAAAUGCCUAGACCAAAGGACAUUGACAAUCUUUAUCAGUACAAUGGUAACUAUCCAGUUUAUCCACAACACUCGGCUUACGUUUAA